Amaranthus tricolor (Joseph's coat) is the source of this 1110-nucleotide messenger RNA. RefSeq lists its product as uncharacterized. NCBI's taxonomy places the organism in Eukaryota, Viridiplantae, Streptophyta, Magnoliopsida, Caryophyllales, Amaranthaceae. The transcript is spliced from 2 exons. The record is from RefSeq and is a predicted model, not a curated record. The coding region runs from base 1 to 1110 and encodes 369 amino acids.
AUGGUUCUCAUAUUGCUUAUCUCUUGUUGUAUGUGGACGAUAUUAUUUCUUACGGCUUCUUCUGAUAAGCUUCGUCAGUCUAUUAUGUCCAAACUUAGCUCUGAUUUUGCUAUGAAGGAAUUGGAUCCUCUACAUUAUUUUUUGGGUAUUGUUGUUACUCGUACUUCUGCGGCACUCUUUCUCUCUCAACAGCGGUAUGCAUCUGAGAUUCUUGAAAAAGCAUGCAUGCCUCACUGUAAGUCUGUUUCUACUGCUGUUGCUACGUCUGGGAAACUUUGUGUUGAUACGGUUUCUCCUUGUGAUGAUCCUACGUUGUAUCGUAGUCUGGCUGGUGCUUUACAGUAUCUUACUUUUAAUCGACCGGAUAUUUCCUAUGUCGUUCAGCAAGUUUGUCUAUAUAUGCAUGAUCCUCGAGUUGAGCAUAUGGCUGUUAUUCACCGCAUUCUUCACUAUGUCCAGGGUACUCUACACCACGGUCUGCAAUUGUAUCGCUCUCCUAGUUCAUCUCUUUUAUCCUAUACCGAUGCAGACUGGGGUGGGUUUCCUGACACCCGUCGCUCUACUUUUGGCUAUUGUGUUUUGCUGGCUGAUAAUUUAGUAUCUUGGUCCGCUAAACGGCAGCCUACUGUGUCUAAAUCCAGUACUGAGGCUGAAUAUCGUGGUGUUGCUAAUGCUGUUUCUGAGACUUAUUGGAUUCGUAACUUACUCCUUGAGCUUCACUGUCCUAUUACUACGGCUACUAUCGUCUAUUGUGACAAUGUUAGUGCAGUUUAUUUGGCCGGUAACCCAGUGCAUCACCAGCGAACUAAUCAUAUUGAGAUCGACGUUCACUUUGUUCGUGAACAAGUUAAACGUGGUGAUGUUCGGGUACUUCAUGUUCCUUCUCCUUAUCAGAUUGCUGACAUUUUCACUAAAGGACUUCCUCGGGUCCUAUUUGAUGAUUUUCGAUCCAGUCUCAACGUGUGUCAACCUCUCGAUUCGACUGCGGACACGUAUAUGAUGGACAAAUGGAAGACGUAUUUUACUGAUUUUUCUUUCAUUUAUGGAAUUGCGACAAUUUUAGAUCCAUGUUUUAAGACGAAAAAUCUUACUAUAUUAAUUGGAUUUUAG